AUGACACGAGAACAGUAUAUACUGGCAACACAGCAGAAUAGCCUGCCAAGGAUUGAAAAUCCGCAACUUUAUCCAGUGGGAAUUUAUGGAUGGCGAAAGAGGUGCUUAUACUUCUUUGUCCUUCUGCUGUUGGUUACCAUGAUUGUUAACUUAGCAAUGACAAUAUGGAUUUUGAAGGUUAUGAAUUUCACAGUGGAUGGAAUGGGGAAUCUGAGAGUCACCAAAAAAGGAAUUCGACUUGAAGGCAUAUCUGAAUUUCUACUUCCAUUGUAUGUGAAAGAAAUACAUUCCCGAAAGGAUAGCCCACUGGUCUUACAGUCUGACAGGAACGUAACAGUGAAUGCAAGAAAUCACAUGGGACAAUUAACUGGACAACUGACUGUAGGAGCUGAUGCUGUGGAGGCCCAGUGUAAGAGAUUUGAAGUGAGGGCAAGUGAAGGUGAAAAGGUGCUGUUUUCUGCAGAUGAAGAUGAGAUCAUCAUUGGAGCUGACAGACUCAAAGUAACAGGCACAGAAGGGGCAGUGUUUGGGCACUCUGUGGAGACACCCCAUAUCAGAGCAGAACCUUCCCAAGACCUCAAACUUGAGUCUCCAACUAGAUCUUUGAUAAUGGAAGCUCCCAGGGGAGUACAAGUUAGUGCAGCUGCAGGAGAUUUAAAGGCAACGUGUAGGAAAGAACUGCACUUGCAGUCCACGGAAGGGGAGAUAUUUUUAAAUGCAGAUAUAAUCCGACUGGGAAAUCUACCAAUGGGUUCCUUUUCAUCUUCCCCAUCUAGUUCCUCAACUCCUCGACAGACUAUCUAUGAGCUCUGCGUUUGUCCCAAUGGUAAACUGUAUCUUUCCCCGGCAGGAGCAGGCUCUACUUGUCAAUCCACUAGCAACAUCUGUUUGUGGAGCUGAAAUGACUCCGGUUUCUCCUCACACCAGAAUAGCCUUUUGUUACUGUCCCUCUGCUUCACAGUUCUGCUCGGUUUCCCUUAUGACAAGUCUGAAGCUUCAAAUGGCCUGCAGAGCAACUUCUUCCAGUGUAAGCAGGAAUACAACGCUGCCUUCUCUUGUGGCUCAUGUUACCACUCAACGUAGAGAUGGGAGUGAGAUAUUCAAAAAUAAAUGUAAUCUUCAUGAGGAAACCUGGAUCAUAAUAUCAUCUUUUGUCCAAAAGGGAGAAUAACACAGGUGCCUUUGCUACGUGAAGUGAAGCACAUAGUUUUAGUUUUAUGCAGGACCUGGAUAUGAACUGCACACAUAUAUACAGUACUUAUACAAAUUUGCCCAGAAUCCAAUCGUGAGAUGAAUAGGUAACCCCUGUAUGAUAAUUAACUUUACUGUCUGAAAGCACAAUUUUCCAUUCAUCUUUUUGGAUGUACACUUUUAUCCCUGAAUUUUAAAAUUUUGAAGCAUUGUGUGAUGCUUGCUUUACUAAACAAUUAAAAUUCAGUACAUGGUUUUUAACAAAAAAAAAAAAAAAAAGACAGAAUCCCUCUGAGUUUUGUUUCUUUAAAACAAAUGUGUUGUUACUCUGUCUUCUAAGUCUAGGGUUUUGUAUGUUUAGGUAAAUUUUGCAAGCACUCAGCAAUAUUAAAUUUCCAGAGUUCAAAACACAUCAACUCUUGUUUUGUCAGAUCUGAAUAGCCUUACACAGUUAUUAGUGGGUUAUUGCACAUGAAGUGAUUGCUUUAAGUAAAACAUUCAGUUCUGGAAAAGAACAGGAUAAAGAGGGAAAUACUGAUGAUAUGAAACUGUCUGAUCAAAUAGGUAUUUUUCAGAAGACCUUUAUGAUUGGCAAAAAAAAGACACACUCUUCAAAGGUAUAUCUUGUCCAUUUUAUAGCAUUUAUAGCUUGUCUAUCCGCUGCCAUUUGAACAUAAUACAAACACAUAAUACUAAUGUAGUGCAUAACACCAAGAAGCAAUUCCAUUACAACUGGAAUGGCGCCCUCAGAUUUAUUAUCCUUUUUUCUUUUGUCAUCUGCUAUUAAGGUUUUUAAAGUGAUAGCAUUAAAAAUCCAUGAGCAAAUAUGAAAUGACAUAGAAUAUUAACAAGUACAUUGACAUUGUGUUGACUCCACCAGGUCUGUGUUUAGAUAAAGCUAUCAUAGUUCCCCUCAGCUUUCCAUAGUAACUCUCUUUUUGACUAGCUGACCUGGGAACUUAGUUCUGUUCCAUUUUUCAUUACCUUUUUUUUUUUUUUUUUAGUAAUUGAGCUCCUGCAAAAGACACUUUGGUAUGUUGUUGAUAAAUUUGUCUCACUGCUGCUUAACAAGAGUAUCUUGAAACUUGCAGAAUCCAGGAAUGUAAAACAGAUAAAAAAUGUUUCCUAUUGUGGGAAGAUGACUUGAUAACAAUAAGGUAAGUGUGCUUUUAAAUAUUAUCUUUUCAGUUAUCCCACCCAGCUCAUAGUUUUAGCUGUGUCUAACUAUAAGAACACCAAUGCAAUGACUAGCUCUCAAAUUAACUCUGAAGUCAGGGAAAGUAGUAUUAGAGGGGUAGAAAAUAAAAAGUGAAACUUGGCAACCAUAAAAAUGUGAUUAAUUUUCUAUUUUAGUGUCAUCUAUAGGGUUUAUUUUGUUCACUACAGGUGACAUUCACCCUUAUGCAGAAGACCAGCACAAGGUCUGUACACUGCUUCACAGGUACUUGGCCUUGUUCUAGUCUUAUGUGUAGGGAUGAAUUACACUGAAAAGGAAGAACUAUCCCCUCUGCUACUACAUAGUCAAACAAGGAUUUUAAAUAGACUACUUCAUUUGCUCAGAUUUCUUCAGCUGUUAACUAUUGAGUUAAAGUAUUUGUUUUGAGACUUUAAUUCCUUGUCUUUAAUAAAGAAAAAUAUUUCUGUUAUUAGUCAUUUGUUUUCCUUUUUCUAUAAGCUCAUUCUCUGCAAUACAAGAAAUAAAGAAUUGUAGCAUUGCAAGAAAACUGUAGGAACUGUUAAUGUAUACUUGACCUUCAAACGACCUUAUGAGGAAAGAGAUCUUUCAUUUGGGCACAUAGGUAACAGAAUGUAUGUGUAAAACUCAUCAGGACAAAUGAUAUUCCAGGGAGAGGAGGACACCACUGAAUGAGUGUGUGUGUCUGAGCUCAUACAUUCCAUCACCUGUGCCCAAGUGUGUAUGCUGGUAAUUUAAAAGAUGGGCAAAAAUUGCAGAGAAUCAUUGAUUCAGUGAAUUUAACCUUUUGUGCUGUUCUCAAAGUAUUUGUGAACAGACUGAAUAUUUCUUUGCUGUUUAAAGUGCAUUGCAGAAUGUUUGUGCAAACAAUGUCAGCCUGUGGGAACGGCUUGCAAUAGUUUGCUGAGUAUUCCCUUGAGUAUUCUCCAUUCAUGUUAUUUGAACUGUAUGACUGGUCACCUGAAUCAUAUGGUAGAGUUUUGGUUCCCUGUCUGAAUGACCUAACUUGUAUAAACUAUUCUACUUCUGCGUGAACUGAAAUUCAUUACAUUGCAAAAACAAAUUGAAUUAUGUGAUGAGAUUAAUUUUGGCUACAAGACUGAAUUCAUUUUCCACUAGCAUUUGUAUGUUCAGUGUUGCCAACUCUUGCCAAUGUUAAUGUGAGUCUUGUGAAAUUGGACAUUUUACUUAAAACCCCAGCUCCUGGAAACAAGUGAAUAUGUAAGAAUCUCAGCAUUAAUUUUAAAAAAAAGUAAGUUUCUAGCUCUCAAGGUUAUAGAGAAAAGCUUAAAAAUGUGACCCUUUUUUUUUUUUUUAAAGGCAGAAGGAAAAUAACAAGAAUGGCUUACAUUUUUUUUCCUAUCUCAUGAUUUUUGUGGCCUGACUCAUGAAUUUUGAAUGUUUGGAGUUGGCAGUACUGAAAACCUUAUUUACAAGUUCCUAAAAUGCUUUAAAUUGUUUCUCCCUGUUUCCCAGUUCAACUGGUGAUAAUGCUAAAAAAAAAAUGCAAAGUUGCACAUACCCAUGUAUUUAGUUUUCGAUGAAGGGCAAGUGGAUGCUCUCAGCAAAUAGAUCACACACAAACAGGGAGUGAUAUCACUACAUUUCAACUAUUGAUUUUAUGAAGUUGAGGUGUAAACUAAAGGAGUCCACAUGUUCAAAACCGAAGGAUGUUUUUUAUUGCUGUCCUUGCCACCUGUCACCUUGCUGCCUUGCCUAGUCUCUUGGUGUCUUAAAUGUUUUUAUGGCCAUUUAUACUAGCUACCAUUCUGCUCAUGAUAAAGCAACUGCAACCCUUUACCCAAUUAGUUUGCUUGACUGGCUGAAUGUUCCGAUACCCCUCUUUAGAAAAGGUAUGCGCCUUCUUGUCAUGGCUAAGGCAACACCUUCCCAAUUUCCAGGUCAUUGCAUUGUGACGGAUGUAGGGCAGGGGUGAGAGUCCCAAAAGCAUUUUUAAACCUUUUUUCUUUUAAAUUAGUAAAUGUCCAAUUUGGAAAAUAAUACCUGGGGCUAAAAAAAAAUCCUCUAAGGUGCUUUAUAAUAUAUGAAUACAUGUAUCACAUACUGCCUCUUUUUAUUAGCCUGUUAGCUUGGGCACUACUGAAGUGGUUUUAUAGUUGGCUGACCCCCUCAGAAUUGCUCAUAUGGCCACAAUGAAAUAUAAAAAAGACCUUGUUAGCUACAUGUAUUAAUAUAUAUUAUAGUAUAAUAUGUUGUAAAAAUGUCCCUGUUAUAAUAGAAAA
Malaclemys terrapin pileata is the source of this 4629-nucleotide messenger RNA. RefSeq names its product sarcoglycan zeta (gene SGCZ). The record is from RefSeq and is a predicted model, not a curated record. Gene Ontology annotation, biological process: cardiac muscle tissue development; heart contraction. Gene Ontology annotation, cellular component: sarcoglycan complex; sarcolemma. Lineage: Eukaryota; Metazoa; Chordata; Testudines; Emydidae. The coding region runs from base 1 to 900 and encodes 299 amino acids. The transcript is spliced from 7 exons.